AUGUGGAUGUGGUCUCUGGGGUGUUCAAUUGCACACGGUUCGCUGCAGGAGCGCUGGGCUCCACGAGAUCUUGUAGGAGCAGGACACUGCAGAACACACGCUGUGCACUGCAGAAUACACUACACUACGCUACGCUACACUACACUGCACUGCACUACACGACACUACACGACACUACACGACACUCCACAGACACUACACGACACUCCACAGACACCGCACCCGCCCGCCACGUGCUCCGCCCGAGCUUUUGCUUCGGCCCCGCCGCAGGCACGGCGCCGAGCCGGCCGUGCGCCGUGCGGGAUGCGCACCGAAUUGCAGAUCUGCCCGUCGGAGAAGCCAGUGCGGUGUUGGGGAAUUGGAUUUUCGGCACGCAUUAAGGUUUUGCUGGGCAUUGCUACUGGCGGAGGAGAGGGAUGGGCGGUGGAGACAGAGUGGUGGUUGGUUAUCGACGACAGUGUCGAUUGCGGGGCGGUGGGCCGUUGGCGGUUGCUAAGCCGAUCGGCAAACGUUGGGCUGGCCGUUGAGAUGCGCAGAUUUACCCGUUGCCCGUUGUCCGUUGCACAUUGCGCUGGGCUGGCGCUGGAGUUGCACGAAUGUGCACGAAUGUGCACAUUCGUGCUCGGCGCGCAUUCUUGCUCGUGGCGGCGCGAGUCGAGCGAAGCGGCGCGAGAUGGGCGAAAGGCGGGCGGCGGAGGAAGUGCGCGACGCGAAACGACGGGCGCUUCCAGGGCCGCGCGUUCGCGAUGCGUUCGCGAUGCGUCGCAAUGCGUCGCACGCUGCGUCGGACGCAGCGCGGGCGCGCCGCCGAAAACGACUCGGGCCGGGGACGCCGCAAGGGGAAGCGAGUCGCGGCGCGUCGUGCCUGGUGCCUGGGUCGGGAUUUACUCGCGGUGCCUGCGGCAGGGGCCGGAACCCGAGAGUGUCGCGGUGCGUGGGCGGAGAAUGCGCCGUGCGGGGUGA
Molecule: messenger RNA, 963 nt
Organism: Lachancea fermentati
Lineage: Eukaryota; Fungi; Ascomycota; Saccharomycetes; Saccharomycetales; Saccharomycetaceae
Source: the annotation of a GenBank genome assembly